UCUACAUGUGCCUUUCUGAUAAUGUUCUUUUCCCUCUCAUUGUUCUAUCACCUUCCCCACAUCCUCUUCUCUCUCCUUGGAAACACACAACAUAUGCAUGAGCCUUGAGCUAUAUAUAGUCUCACUAAUAUUUUAGUUCGUUUCAUAAGUACUAAACUUGUGGGGUUAUACACACACACACACACACACACACAUAUAUAUAUAACGAAAUGGGCAAACCCAAAUUCUUGUUUCUCUUCAUAUCUCUUUGCUCCAUUCUUUUUUCUUCUGAUGCUUCCCCUCCACGUUCUCUGGUCACACAACUUCCUGGCUUUGAUGGCACUUUUCCAUCAAAACACUAUUCAGGAUACAUAAACAUAGAUGGAAAUCCCGCUGGGAAGAAUCUGUUCUAUUACUUUGUCGUUUCAGAGAGAAGCCCAGCAACUGAUCCAGUCGUUUUGUGGCUUAAUGGCGGACCCGGAUGCUCUAGCUUCGAUGGUUUUGUGUAUGAACAUGGACCGUUCAGUUUUGAAGAAGGAAAGCCGAAGGGAAGCCUGCCCAAGUUGCAUCUUAAUGCAUAUACUUGGACAAAGGUUUCGAAUAUCAUAUAUUUGGAUUCUCCUGUUGGUGUUGGCUUUUCUUACUCCAAAGACCCAACCAAAUACAAAACCGGAGACCAACAAACUUCUGCUGACACACAUACUUUCCUCCUCCAGUGGUUUGAGCAAUUCCCAGAGUUCAUUUCAAACCCAUUUUACAUCUCGGGAGAGUCAUUUGCUGGAAUUUAUGUGCCCACUCUUGCUUCUCAAGUUGCUAAAGGAAUUAAAAAUGGAGAAAAGCCAGUUAUCAAUUUUAAGGGUUACAUGGUGGGAAAUGCGGUCACGGACCCAAAAUUUGAUGGGGAUGCUCUUGUUCCUUUUGCCCACGGUAUGGCCCUCAUCUCAGAUGAUAUCUAUGAGGAAGCUCGAGCUGCUUGCAAAGGAAACUACUACAGUAACUCUGAAAAGGGUCAUUGCAACUCAAAACUUGUACGAGUAAGAGAGGCUCUCGUUGGAAUAAACAUAUACGACAUCCUGGAGCCAUGCUACCAUAGCCCAGAUGCUGAUAUACUGAACUCCAAAUCAGCAAACUCAAGCUUGCCAUUAAGCUUUCAACAGUUGGGAAUGACUAAAAAGCCUCUUCCCGUGAGGAAAAGGAUGUUCGGACGUGCUUGGCCUUUUGAGGCACCUGUUAGAGAUGGUCUUGUCCCUUUGUGGCCCCAACUUGCUGCUGGCUCUAGAAUACACGUUCCCUGCUUUGAUGAUAAUGUUGCAAGUACAUGGCUUAAUGACAAAGCAGUUAGGGAAGCAAUUCAUGCUGAGCCAGAAAGCGUAACUGGUCGUUGGGAUCUUUGCACAAGCAGAAUACAAUAUUAUCAUGAUGCUGGAAGUAUGAUCCCAUACCAUAGAAACCUCACAAUGCAAGGAUAUAGAGUCCUCGUUUUUAGUGGAGACCAUGACAUGUGUGUGCCAUUUACUGGGAGCCAAGCAUGGACGAGAUCACUUGGAUAUCAGAUAGUAGCUGAAUGGAGGCCUUGGAUCUCCAAUUCCCAAGUUGCAGGAUACGUGCAAGGAUAUGACCACAAUCUCACCUUUCUCACCGUCAAGGGAGCAGGGCACACGGUUCCUGAAUACAAGCCCGGGGAGGCUUUGGACUUCUAUAGCCGUUGGUUGGAAGAAAAACCAAUAUGACACAUUUGAAGAAGCUUCUUUUUUUUCCUCAGACCAAAAAAAAAAAAAAAGAAAAAAAGAAAAAAGGAGUGAAGAAGCUUUUUUUGUCCAUUUAUCUAUGUUUUGUUCAAUACCGUGUAUUUCCCAAUCCUUAUUUUCCCCAGAACUCCAUUUUAGUCAUAGGAAGGAAAUUUAAAGCAAUCAAUCCAAUAAAGAGCUUCAUUUUACAGCGGAGGCUAAAUCAAGAACCAUGAGCCUAGCUUGACUACAAACUUCAAGUUGUGGAUUUUCUUUGAUUCUGUCAAAGAAAAAAGACACCCUCUUUUCAUUACAUUGUAAAGCACUUGACAAGUUGACCCGAUUGAGCUGCCAAUGAAUAAUUUAUAACGAGCAAAUUGUGAUUCUACACAUUUACAUAUCUUUAUGUACACGA
Morus notabilis is the source of this 2121-nucleotide messenger RNA. Its product is annotated as serine carboxypeptidase-like 20. NCBI's taxonomy places the organism in Eukaryota, Viridiplantae, Streptophyta, Magnoliopsida, Rosales, Moraceae. The record is from RefSeq and is a predicted model, not a curated record. Bases 210 to 1709 code for a protein of 499 amino acids. Gene Ontology annotation, biological process: secondary metabolic process; proteolysis. The transcript is spliced from 14 exons. Gene Ontology annotation, molecular function: acyltransferase activity, transferring groups other than amino-acyl groups; serine-type carboxypeptidase activity.